UGGGUGAAAGAGGGAGGGAGCUACAACGUGAAAUACCGUUAGCGUGUGUCAAGUGUGUGUGUGAACACACAGUGCCGUGCUUUUGGAAACAGCUCUACAACCGUCAGUGAGCUGACAGGAUUUAAAUUGGGCCACAGAACAGCCGUGUUAUAAGCUCAGCUGAACGCUUUCCGGACUAACUGUCUGCAGAAACCACUUUUCCACUCUGCUGCAGACACUGGCGCUUCAUUUUCUGUCCUACCAUCAGCUGUCUAUGGGAACCUGCUAAUACAGCUGGCGUCUAGUAUGUGUAAAGGGAUGGCACUGUCCUUUCUUCUCCUCUCCACCAUGUUGCCCUUACUCAGCGUGUCUGCGUAUAAUACAUCUGCUGGUUGUGCUAUCAUCCGUCCUCCCAGAGACGGAGGGAUAAGGUACAGAGGUCUGACGCAAGAGCAGAUCCGCAGUGUGCAGGUGCUCCCAGUAGACUAUGAGAUAGAGUACAUCUGCAGGGGCAACAGGGUGAUCGUGGGACCCAAGGUCAGGAAGUGUUUGCCCAAUGGCACUUGGACCGAUCUGAGCCAGCGCAGCAGAUGCUUGUUGUUGUGUCCUCGAGUGUGGACAUCAUUGGAAAACGGGCGGGUGUCCCCUUGGCCCCUGGGGCCCCCGGUGGAGGGGACAGUGCUGCAUUACAGUUGUCUGCCUGGCUUCAUCCUCAUGGGCCGAAACUCAACACAGUGCAAUAAGAUGGGCAAAUGGGACACACCCAAACCAGUGUGUCACUAUGAUCGGCACUACAAAGGCAAGAAGAAGCUCUACAUUGGUGCCCUCUUCCCCAUGAGCGGAGGCUGGCCCGGCGGACAAGCCUGCCUCCCCGCCGCUCAGAUGGCCCUUAAACUGGUGAAUAAAAGGACCGACAUACUGCCGGACUACGAACUGGAGCUGAUACACUACGACAGUAUGUGUGAUCCGGGUGAGGCCACCAAGCUGCUGUAUGACCUUCUGUACACAGAGCCCAUUAAAAUCGUGCUGAUGCCAGGCUGCAGCUCUGUGUCCACGCUAGUGGCUGAGGCUGCUCGUAUGUGGAACCUCAUAGUGUUGUCGUAUGGCUCCAGUUCUCCAGCGCUGUCCAACCGCCAGCGUUUCCCCACCUUCUUCCGUACUCAUCCAUCUGCCACACUGCACAACCCCACUCGAGUGCAGCUCUUCCAGAAGUGGAAAUGGACCAAGAUCGCCACCAUUCAACAAACAACAGAAGUUUUUACAUCAACUCUGGAUGAUCUGGAGGAGAGGGUGAAGGAGGCAGGGAUAGAAAUCAGUGUUCGUCAGAGCUUCCUCACUGACCCUGCUGUGGCUGUCAAAAACCUCAAGCGGCAAGAUGCCAGAAUUAUUGUUGGCCUGUUCUAUGAGACGGAGGCCAGGAAAGUCUUCUGUGAGGUGUACAAAGAGAAGCUGUAUGGGAAAAAGUAUGUGUGGUUCCUCAUCGGCUGGUACGCAGACAACUGGUUUAAGAUCAAGGACCCAUCUAUCAACUGUACUGUGGAGCAGAUGACAGAGGCUGUAGAGGGUCACGUGACUACUGAGAUUGUCAUGCUCAACCCAGAGACUGUUCGUGGAGCCUCCAACCUGACCUCGCAGGAGUUUCUUGCCCAGCUGAUGUCUAAACUUGGGGGGAAAAAUCCAGAGGAGACAGGUGGUUUCCAGGAGGCCCCACUGGCCUAUGAUGCUGUGUGGGCUCUAGCCCUGGCACUCAAUAAGACUGUGGGGCCCCUAAAGGCCAAGGGUCACCGGCUAGAAGAUUUCAACUACAACAAUCGAGAUAUCACUGCAGAGAUCUACAGAGCUAUGAACACCAGCUCCUUCGAAGGAGUUUCAGGACACGUUGUAUUUGAUGCCCAAGGUUCUCGAAUGGCGUGGACUCUUAUUGAACAGCUUCAAGGAGGGAGCUAUAAGAAGAUCGGAUACUACGACAGCACUAAAGGCAAUCUGUCCUGGUAUGGGAAUGACAAGUGGAUAGGCUCAGGACCCCCUGCAGACCAGACGGUGGUUAUUGAGGAGUUUCGCUACCUGUCCCAGAAGCUCUUUGUGUCUGUGUCUGUUUUUGCUGGGUUGGGAAUCCUGCUGGGAAUAAUCUGCCUCACCUUCAACAUCUACAACAGCAAUGUCAGGUACAUUCAGAACUCUCAGCCCUACCUUAACAACAUGACAGCAGUGGGCUGCAUGAUGGCACUGGCUGCUGUCUUCCCUCUGGGCAUCGAUGGCCUUCAUGUCCACAGGAGGCAGUUCCCUGUUGUUUGCCAGUUUCGCCUGUGGCUGCUUGGUCUGGGUUUCAGCCUUGCAUAUGGCAGCAUGUUCACCAAGAUCUGGUGGGUCCACACGGUAUUCACCAAGAAGGAUGAGAAGAAGGAUAAGAGGAAGCAGCACCUGGAACCAUGGAAACUCUACGCUACUGUUGGUGUUCUACUUGGCAUUGACAUCCUGUCUCUCAUGAUCUGGCAGAUUGUGGAUCCUUUGCAUAUCACAGUUGAGAAAUUCACCAGAGAAGCCCCUAAAGGAGACCUGGAUGUUUUAAUUCAGCCUUUACUGGAGCACUGCAGCUCAGAAAAGAUGAACACCUGGUUGGGUGUGGUGUAUGGUUAUAAAGGCUUACUGCUGCUGCUCGGCAUCUUCCUGGCCUAUGAGACUAAGUCCAUCUCCACAGAGAAGAUCAAUGACCACCGAGCUGUGGGCAUGGCCAUCUAUAAUGUUGCUGUGCUGUGUAUGAUCACAGCUCCAGUUACCAUGAUCCUGUCAUCCCAGCAGGACGCUUCCUUCGCCUUCGCCUCCUUGGCCAUCGUCUUCUCGGUCUACAUCACGCUGGUGGUUCUGUUUGUCCCCAAGAUGCGACGUCUGAUCACACGGGGUGAGUGGCAGUCAGAUGCUCAGGAGACCAUGAAGACUGGCUCUUCCACCAAUAACAAUGAUGAGGAGAAGUCCAGACAGUUGGAGAGAGAGAACAAGGAGCUGCAGAAAAUCAUCCAGGAGAAAGAAGAGCGUGUGUCUGAACUGAGGAACCAGCUGUCUGAGCGACAGGCCCUGCGGUCGAGGAGAAGAGCAUCCACUGUCACCAGUCAGAACCACAGCCCCCCACCCCUCGCCAUCCCUCAGAGUGACCCCAGGUCCCUGGCCCCUCCUCCAGGCUACCCAGCCCCCACCUGUGACCCCCACCCCGUCCCUCCAUCCUUUGCCAACUCGUCCAGCCUCUACCAGCCAGACAGCAAGAUUAGCCGAAAUAACUGCCACACCAGCCGGCUACAGCUGCUGUACAAGUGAGUUGGUGGUGAACAGUGGCGGGUGAGGACAGUAAUGACAAUUAUAGCUGUACAGAGGUGGAGAAAAUGAAGUACAAACAGCAGUUUGGAUAAUAAAUCAGUGUCUGUUGGAGGAGCUGACUCCAAAACUCAUCCCACCAAUCAGCAGAGGCUGGAGGAUGACCAGUAGAAAGGUUCAUAUUGAAGAAAUCUUCAGUGAGGAUUUACAUCUCCAUCCCCACUGUCAGAGUUGAUUAAUAUGUAAUUUUUCUUUGCUCUUGGAGUAAAAAGAUGUACAUACAUCUUGUUAAUUAUAAAAUGUUGCAUCUGUCAUCUACCAGUGUUGUAUCAUGUGCCAUCUAGAGUUUAAGAAAAAAUCACUCAGAGUGAUGAUUCCUAAAACAAAAAGUCAUUGCCUUUUGACAAAAGAAGAUAAAAGCAGCUGAAAAGCGUUGCUGGCAAAUUUUAUUACAGUGGGGGAAACAAGUAUUCAACACACCAACAUAUUUCCAAUGCAUCAAUUCAAUUAAUAAUAUAACCAUUAAGAUAAAGAAAUCAUAUGACCUCCAUAUGACUCUACAAAUACCAUACCUACAGUGAAGUUUGGAUGUGGAAGCAUCAUGUUAUGGGGUUUCUUCUCCUCUCAUGGUACUGGCAGAAUCCAAAUAAUUGAGUGGAAGAUUAAUGGAGCCAUGCAGAGGGAAAUCCAUCCAUCAGGACAAUGAGGCUGAGAUGCUGGUCUUCCAGCAGGACAGCGAUCCAAAACAUACUGCAAAGGAGAUUGUCAGUUGGUACCAGAGCAGGAAAAUAAAGGUGUUGAAAUGGUCCAGUCAAUCGCCAGUCAGUCAACAGAACAUUUGUGGAAGGAACUGAAGAUCAAGACUCACCAGCUUCCAGACUGGAAGACUGUUCCACCUGAACACUGUGACAAAUUAGUUUCUUCAUACUGGACUUGUCUUGAAGCUGUUGUUGCAAACAAAGACUUCUCCACCAAGUAUUAAAUAACUUUCAGUGUGUUCAAUACUUUUUUCCUUUGUCAUUCCACAUUAUUGCAUAUAACUUUUUUAUGGAUUGGAAUAUUACAAUUUCUUUAACUAGACCAAUAUCUGGUCUAAACUUCAUUGAAUAGCUGCAUUGGAAAUGUUUAAUGAAAAAUAUGCUGGUGUGUCAAAUACUUAUUUCUCCCACUGUAUAUGAUUUAUUUGAUAACAAAGUUAGCGUUAACUUUAGAUCCAUGAUUGGUUGAAAACUGUCUCCAGUUUACUCAUUUAAAAAUGAGAACCCUGUAAAAGGAUCCUUCAAAUGCUGGCUCAUUGAAGUUGUAAACCCCCUUUGACGUCAAGAAGGGGUGGGGACCUUUUGUAAUUUUCAGGCCUUACGCAACUUGUAUAGUAGACAAAGCCACCCAGGUCAAAGUAAGACAACUGAUUGGAGCUGAUAAAUCACAAUCUAAUUUGCUUGGUUACUUGUUCCUACUAUCUCUUAAUGCGUAGAAAGGAAAGACUGUUGAAGUAUUUUUCUAAUGUGCCAGUACAGUUUCCAUAUAGGUCAUGAGUAAGCAGAGUCAACGGCAGCUUAAUAAGAGACACUUGUUUGUAGCUACCUACCAUCAAACCUCCACUUUGGUAUCACUCUGAGUGAUGAUCAAAGACCCCUUUAAAAAUGGUUCUCAUUUUCAAAUGUGUCAGCUAGAAACACUUCGUCACUGAGUUAGUAUUAUUUAUCGAGCUCCAGCUGAUAAAAUCUAACAACAUUUAUCAUUUUUGAUGACAAUAUCAAUGGUGGCUGACUAGAAGUGAAAACAGUGCUUUUGUUAAGAGUGAUAUCAAGCUCCAUUGCUUCAAUGGAUCUUUGAUUUUGCAAAGGGUCAUUGGAGACCAAGAUAGUAUAACACAGCUUUUAUCAUAUCUGUACUUUACAGUAUUGUCUCUUAAUGUAAUUACAUGUGCCAUGUACUGUACUAAGAGGCUGGACAAGAGGACAGCCUAACUUGUAUCCGUUACAUAAUAAGAUUUAUCAUUUCAGCUCCUCUUGUUAAAUGUUUGAUGGUGGUUUUUAAAUUGCCACUGGUCUCUGUUCAAAGAGUCUAGAAGUCAUUGUGUGUUUUUAUGCUAACCUCACUGUGGAUGCACCCAGUCCUGUUGAGGACUCAAAAGAAAAAUAAGACACUGCGGUCAUCUGUCAGAUAUUUACUGUUAAGUGUUGUGACUGGCACACUGAAGAACUGAGGGAACAUUAACUGAAACACCUUUAUGUGUAUGCUAUCAGGCUGCAACUGUGUCUGUGUGUUUAAUUUUCCUGGGGACAAGACAGAUAAAUACCAGAAAUUAAAUAUAAUGGGCCAGCUGUCAGGUGAUAAGGCUUAAAUGUCAAACCUGAGGCAAAUUCAGUCAGAAUUUGUUGGUAUGUAAAAUAUAAGCUUUUUGAAGUUUGUCUCGAGGAGCUGGUGAAAAACAUCAUGUGAAGUGUAUGUGUACCUUAGUGCACAUUGAGGGAACAAAGAAAGCAUUACAAUACUAAUUUAGCUCAUACCUAUGGCAGCAGGUACUGAAUUUGAAUUUGGCAAAUCUAAAUUUGAAAUUCAGAACUUAAAAUUAUAUAUGAGGUUUGCAUUCAGUUUACUGUAUAUUUCAUGUUUGUAUGUAAGGUUUUAAAACUGAGUAAGAAAAACUUAUUUUCUCUCAGGAUGUUUUUUUUUUUUUUUUAAGACAUGAUACACAGAUUCACAUCACAUUUUCAAAUCAUCAUGUUUCUGUUUCAGUUCCAUCUGUCUGUGACAGUAUUUUUAGGGACUGACAGAAAAGAAAGCAACUCUGAUUUAAAAUACGUACAACAAGCAUACUGUCCCCUCAGUUUUAUCUUUAUGUAGUGAGAGAUAAUUCUGGCAUAUCCACUCAUUAAUUUGUUCAAUGCACUGACAGAGAGAGUCAGGAGGACCACGGUCAGCUGGUGAAAAGUACUCUACAGGUCAUUCUGACUCGCUUGGGAGUAAGAAUGUCAAUGCCUUUCAAUUUCUAAAAUUAAAAUUUGGAUUGAUUUUGAAUUGUAUAAAAUCCCAAUAAAAGCUCAAAUACAUGCGGCACCACAGUAUGAUCUGACAACAUGAUCCACAAGCCUAGCAGUUUGUCAUUUUGUUUGUUUUCAUGUCUGACUUGGCCUCUUGCCGAAGUGUUAGAUGUGUUAGUUUAAUCAGUUAAUAACAGGGGCCAUCAUACUGCCUCACAUUUCUGCCAUACAUUUCCUCCACAGCUAUAAACAGACACAGAGUUUCUGGUUAUUUAGGAAAAUACAACCAGCAGGCUGACAUCAGAUUUCCCCUGUGCAGAUUGCUGCUACGUUUCACUUCUUUUUGAGUUCACUUCUGGUCUUUUUUUGGUCUCGCUUAAAAAUACCACAGCUUUUUGUGGGUAUUUUGUGUUCUGGAGUUUCAGUGAAAAGAUUUUCAUGGCAGACAGUGAAACUACAACACAUGCUUGACUUCUGUAUACCUAAUUAUAAUUUACAUACUAAUAGGGAUAACACCAUGGGCUUUUUGGUUUCUCUGUGUGUACCUCUGAGCUUUAUGUUGUGGAUUAAACAAAUGAGUCUCACAGGCUCAAAUGAAAUUGGGCUUUUGAUGUGUUUAAUACUGCUCAGAUGGCACUGGUAUUAUUGCAGCUCGGGCUGUAUAGAUGGCAUUAUUUCAAUACCAAAAAAGUUUCCAAAUUCAAAAGCCUUUACUGACCCUAACACUGGUAAAAUCUUUGGCAAAAACUCCAAGCUAUUGUUCAAUAGAAAAGAAAGAAACAAAUAAAUAAAAUAAAGCCAUCUUCACUGAGGCUCUAGAAAUGCACUAUUUCAGCACUUAGAAUUAUAAUCCUCAUGAAAUAAUACCCCAUUUGACAUUCAAUUUAAGGUUUGCAUUUUUCUGCAAUAGUCAUUCAGUGUAUUUACUUUACAGCAGUUAUCUCUCUACAAGGUAUUUUAAGUGAUACUGACAGUCAAACCAUCCCUGAACUGGUUUCAGAUUGCCGACUUGCAGGACGUGCAAGAAAAUGAUGCUGAAGUUUUAUCCAAGAGCUUCACUACUUACUGUCCAACAAGAGUUUGCUAUGGCAUUAAUCACACUUCUUGUUCUUGUUUCUUGUGGUAACCAUGGGUGUCACCAAAGCAACCAGGAUGGAAAUCUUCAAAGUAAACAACAAAAUACGUUCACCAUUACAAAAAGAUUAGCAUUGUCUGAUCUGCCAUUUCUUUGUAAGUGUGGUUAGAUUCCUGCUCAGUGAAUUUUGUUCAACUUUGUGAGAUGGAACCUCCCUGCACUAAUAUACCACCUGCCUCUCCUGGUAACAGUUCUUUAUUUUCAUUUAGGGGUCCAAGCCUUUGACAAAUAUGUUGUGUGAUCUCUAGUUGAGGUAUAGAGUUGGUCUUGACUUCCAGUUUAGUCUCAUGCGUGGUUGCAGUGUGUGGGUAAUUUGAGUCUUGGUAAGCACUUCUAAAUUAACCAAUAACUACAGUGUGAGGCACAGAUGUAUAAACCAAGAGAACAUUGUGCAGUGAUCCUGCUACUUUCUUUUAAAGUGAAAAUGUGUAAAUAUCUGGUGUAGGUUUGUCUGUAAUAAUGUAUUUAACUGUUGAGUCUGUAAAGCAGUGAAGAUGUAAGUGAUGUUGAUACACAUGAAAGUAUGCACAUGGACUGUAAAUAAUAAUGAUGUAAAUAAUGAUGACAUUCAGCUUUGCAUAAAUAAGCUGUAUUUCAUGUGGUACAGUCAUCAAAAUAUAUUUCUAUAUGCUGUAAUAGUUGAUAUUUGAGAUUAUUUGAAAUGCAAGAAUGAAAAUAAAGUUGUUUUUCUCAAA
This is a messenger RNA of Lates calcarifer (barramundi perch), 8102 nucleotides long. RefSeq names its product gamma-aminobutyric acid (GABA) B receptor, 1b (gene gabbr1b). NCBI's taxonomy places the organism in Eukaryota, Metazoa, Chordata, Actinopteri, Centropomidae. The transcript has 24 exons. The coding region runs from base 286 to 3288 and encodes 1000 amino acids. Gene Ontology annotation, molecular function: G protein-coupled GABA receptor activity. The record is from RefSeq and is a predicted model, not a curated record. Gene Ontology annotation, biological process: G protein-coupled receptor signaling pathway; gamma-aminobutyric acid signaling pathway. Gene Ontology annotation, cellular component: G protein-coupled receptor heterodimeric complex; membrane.